Messenger RNA from Zea mays, 2120 nucleotides. Its product is annotated as cytochrome P450 94C1. The transcript has a single exon. The record is from RefSeq and is marked validated. NCBI's taxonomy places the organism in Eukaryota, Viridiplantae, Streptophyta, Magnoliopsida, Poales, Poaceae. Gene Ontology annotation, molecular function: heme binding; iron ion binding; monooxygenase activity. The coding region runs from base 356 to 2005 and encodes 549 amino acids.
CGGGACGGGAUUUUGGCAUGCAGUUUUCUUUCUCGCUGAUGAAGCAUGUGCCCAGUGCCCUCGUCGACUACUACAAGGCUUGAACACAACACAUGGAGGAACACAGAGGAGUGGGGAAAGCGAACAUGCCCGAGACCAAGAGGCUCGUAAAAGCAAUGGUGAGGUCGUCAAACCAGCGACACAGAGUACACAGAUUCCUCGCUAUCUGGCGCGCACACCACCCAUGAUCAUGUUUAUACCCAUCCCCUGAUAUAAAACGACCUCCUCCGGGGACGCCACGACUCACAACACAAGCACGCACCCGCGUAUGAAAGCGCACGCGCGCCCAUAGCACCACGGACGCAGGCACACUCGUAUGGUCAUGGCUGCCGAGACCGGGGCGGCGCUACGUGAAGCCGCGAGCGCCCUGGCGUCCUCGAUGCAGCCGCAGGUGGCCGCCGUGUUCUUCGUGUCCGCGGCGUGCACGGUAGCGCUGGCCGCCCUGCUGGCCGUGCUGCGCAUGCGGCCGCCGUGGUGGUGCGCGUGCCCCGUGUGCGAGGCGUACCUGACGGCGUCGUGGGCCGGCGACUUCGACAACCUCUGCGACUGGUACGCCCACCUGCUGCGGACCUCGCCGGCGCAGACCGUCCACGUGCACGUGCUCCGGAACGUGCUCACGGCCAACCCGGCCACCGUCGACCACAUGCUGCGCGCCCGCUUCGACAACUACCCCAAGGGCGCCCCGUUCUCGGCCAUCCUCGCCGACUUCCUCGGCCGCGGGAUCUUCAACGUGGACGGGGACGCCUGGCUGUUCCAGCGCAAGCUCGCGGCGGCCGAGCUGGCGUCGCCGGCGCUGCGCGCCUUCGCGGUGCGCGUGGUGGCGUCCGAGCUGCGGGGCCGGCUCAUCCCCCUGCUCCGCUCUGCUGCCUGUGCCUCCGGCCGCGAGGGUGGAGGAGGAGGAGGAGGAGGCAGGGUCCUGGACCUGCAGGACGUGUUCCGCCGCUUCGCCUUCGACUGCAUCUGCAAGAUCUCCUUCGGCCUCGACCCUGGCUGCCUGCAGCUGUCGAUGCCGGUGUCCUCGUUCGAGGACGCCUUCGACACGGCCUCCACGCUCUCCGCCAGGCGCGCCACCGCGCCCAUGCACGUCGUCUGGAAGCUGAAGCGCCUGCUCAACUUGGGGGACGAGAGGAGGCUCCGGGACGCGGUGCACCUCGUGGACGCGCUCGCCGCGGAGGUGAUCCGGCAGCGGCGCAAGCUCGGGGGCGCCGCCAGCUCGGGCAGCGACCUCCUGUCGCGCUUCAUGGGGUCCAUCGACGACGACAAGUACCUCCGCGACAUCGUGGUCAGCUUCAUGCUGGCCGGCCGCGACACCGUGGCCUCGGCGCUGACCGCCUUCUUCCUGCUCCUCUCCGACCACCCGGAGGUCGCGGCCGCCAUCCGGGACGAGGCCGCCCGCGUCGCCGGCGACGACGACGACGGCGACGGCGACGACGGGCGGCUCACGGACUCCGCCUUCGGCAAGCUCAAGGGCAUGCACUACGUGCACGCGGCGCUGUACGAGAGCAUGCGGCUGUUCCCGCCGGUGCAGUUCGACUCCAAGUUCGCGGCGGGCGACGACACGCUCCCGGACGGCACGGCGGUGGCGAAGGGCACGCGGGUGACCUACCACGCCUACGCCAUGGGGCGGAUGGAGUCCGUGUGGGGCCCCGACUGCGGCGAGUUCCGGCCCGAGCGGUGGCUCCGGGACGGGCGCUUCGUGCCCGAGAGCCCGUACAGGUACCCCGUGUUCCAGGCCGGCGCGCGCGUGUGCGUGGGCAAGGAGCUGGCCCUGAUGGAGAUGAAGGCCGUGAUCGUGGCCGUGGUCCGGGGCUUCGACAUCGAGGCGGUCGGCCGGAGCUCCCGCCGGCCCAGGUUCGCGCCGGGGCUGACCGCCACGUUCGCGGGCGGCCUGCCGGUGCGGGUGCGCCGGCGAGCACGUGCGAGCGGGCACAAGCGCACAACCCGCCAAUGUGAUGAAACGGAAUAAAAGAAGAAGAAAAAAAAAUACUGCUGGUGUCAUCCAGGAUUCGUCCCUCGCUCGGCUUUUGCCCUGUCGUAUUUCCCGUUUCGUAUUCAGACGGAAUAUUGGUGGGUUAGAUUUU